AUGGGUUAUAUGCCGAAUGGUGUAAUAGUUGAAUCUCAUCUCAUCUCCUAAGAUCCCAAUAACCAAUCCUAAGUAAUUGACUCAUUGCUGCAAGUGGAACCCUUUGCUUAUCCACUCACCACUCACUCACCACUCACCUCUCACCUCUCACCAUUCACCACCACCCCUUCUAUUCUUUUCUCCUCCCUCGUUAACCCACCCUAAUACAAUGCAUUAACUCUCAUACUUCGCACCAAAGCCCAAACCUUUCAAUCUAACUCCACAACCCACCCUAACCAAACAGAUUCUCACAAACCCCACCAUGAGUGCCGUUAAUUUUAACGCAUGGCUACACCCCAGCUUCACCAGAUCCAGAUCCCCAACUUUUCUCUUUCACGGCCUCACUAACUCCCCCAUUCCCUCCCUCAUCGUUACCAAACGCCCAAGAGAUAAGCUUUAUUCGUCCCCGUCUUUCACAGUCUCCGCAGUGCUCACCAAAGAGGAGACGGUCGAGACGGAAGAGAAGCCGGCGUUUAACUUCAAGUCCUACAUGCUCCAGAAAGCCGACGCCGUCAACCAGGCGCUUGACGACGCCGUUCCGCUCCGCGAGCCGCUGCGGAUCCACGAGGCCAUGCGCUACUCCCUCCUCGCCGGCGGCAAGCGCGUGCGCCCCGUCCUCUGCGUCGCCGCCUGCGAGCUUGUUGGAGGCGCCGCCGCCACCGCGAUGCCCGCUGCCUGCGCCGUUGAGAUGAUCCACACCAUGUCCCUUAUCCACGACGACCUCCCCUGCAUGGACAACGACGACCUCCGCCGCGGUAAGCCUACCAACCACAAGGUCUUCGGGGAGGACGUCGCUGUCCUCGCCGGCGACGCGCUCCUCGCAUUCGCCUUCGAGCACAUCGCCGGCGCCACCGUCGGUGCCUCCCCGCCGCGCAUCGUCCGCGCCCUCGGCGAACUCGCGCGAGCCAUCGGCGCCGAGGGACUCGUCGCCGGCCAGGUGGUCGACAUCAAGUCCGAGGGGCUUGACGAUGUCGGCCUCGAACGGUUGGAGUUUAUCCAUCUCCACAAGACGGCGGCCCUGCUGGAAGGCGCGGUGGUCCUUGGCGCCAUCCUGGGCGGUGGAAGCGACGAGGAGAUUGAGAGAUUGAGGAAGUUCGCGCGGUAUAUAGGAUUGUUGUUUCAGGUGGUUGAUGACAUUCUGGAUGUUACGAAAUCUUCCCAGGAAUUGGGGAAAACUGCGGGGAAGGAUCUCGCGGCUGAUAAGGUUACUUAUCCCAAGCUUUUGGGGAUUGAGAAGUCUAAGGAGUUUGCUGCCAAAUUGAACAAAGAUGCUCAGGAUCAGCUCUCUGGCUUUGACCCUGUCAAGGCUGCUCCUUUAGUUGCUUUAGCCAAUUACAUUGCUUAUAGGCAGAACUAGAUUGUUGAACUGUGUCACAAAUUAACAAUUGUUUACAAAAUUUAGAUUUAUGAAGCCAUUCUAUAUGCUUAUUGCAGUGCAGCUAGGGAUUAUAAUAAUCCCCUUGCCCUUCCUCUUUCUUCCUUACUCGUCAAUUUUGAAUCAUGAAUAAGUAUUAUAUUCCUGUAA
Messenger RNA from Vigna unguiculata (cowpea), 1564 nucleotides. Its product is annotated as geranylgeranyl pyrophosphate synthase, chloroplastic-like. Lineage: Eukaryota; Viridiplantae; Streptophyta; Magnoliopsida; Fabales; Fabaceae. Gene Ontology annotation, molecular function: geranylgeranyl diphosphate synthase activity. The record is from RefSeq and is a predicted model, not a curated record. Gene Ontology annotation, biological process: isoprenoid biosynthetic process.